AUGAGCCAGUACCCAUGGCAGAAAUCCGUCCUCCCCUCUGGAGUUGUCUCAACCAGGCAGCGAGAGCUCCAAGGGAGCGGAAGCAUGGCCGGCGUGCCAAAUCUGGCCGCCAACUCGGAGAUCGAUCCGGAGAACGGAGUUCUCGAAAUUUACACCGAUGGAUCCCAUCUCCCAUCCGGUGGAUAUGGCGGCGCGGGUGUCGCGUAUCAACUUGGGGGAGAAUGGCACACCCUCGCGAAGUCUCUCCUGCUCCCUUCGGACGACCAAGUCAUUGGAGCGUACGGCAUCUGCGUCGAUCGACACGACGCCGAAAUGCUCGCCAUCAAGGAAGCUCUCCUGGAGAUAGACUGGCUCGCGCGCAAAGGCGCGAAGAUUGAUCACGCGGUGAUCCUCACCGACUCGCAAACCUGCAUCACGCGGUUGACGGUCGGAGGAGCCUCCCGCCUCCUCAUCCUCACGACCCGCGAAGCCGAUGAGUGCUGGACUCUGGUGGCGAGCCGCGGCAUCACCGUGGAGAUGGUGAAAGUCGAGGGCCAUGCAAAACCCCCGAUCCCGGGUAAUGAGAAAGCGGAUAAGCUGGCGGGAUUUGGCGCGAGGUUGGCUCGCCAGGGGUUCGAGAGUCGUGGAAAAUUGGUGAGAGAUCCCUCCACCGCGGAGAUGGAGAACGUGGGAGAGAUGCUCUCGGGAACGAAGAGGAAGGCCGAGGGUACGAAGUCGGCGGCGUGGAAGGAGGAGAGAACAGGGCGGAAGAAGCAGCAGAAGCGGGAGAGGGACGAGGAGAAGCGGGAGGAGGCUCUCACGCAACGUGAGCGGAUCGAUCGCAUGUUCAGUGGUUGA
Messenger RNA from Zymoseptoria tritici IPO323, 837 nucleotides. RefSeq lists its product as uncharacterized. The coding region runs from base 1 to 837 and encodes 278 amino acids. Gene Ontology annotation, molecular function: nucleic acid binding; RNA-DNA hybrid ribonuclease activity. NCBI's taxonomy places the organism in Eukaryota, Fungi, Ascomycota, Dothideomycetes, Mycosphaerellales, Mycosphaerellaceae. The record is from RefSeq and is a predicted model, not a curated record. The transcript has a single exon.